UAUUCGCUAAUGCAUUGUUAUUUCGAGACAGACAAUUUAAAAACGUACAAAAAGCACAUACAUAUAUUUAUAUUUAUUUGCCUGUUUAAGUAAAUAAAUUUAGAAUUUAUAUUGCAAACGUUCACAUGGUUGUUGCACUUGGACGCUCCAUUCAAAGUCCCUUGUAUACCUUUUUCCAAAUCGUUAAUGCAGUUAGCUUGUUUUUUGUGAUAUUGGGUGGCACACGUUUCUUGAUUUGUCUCCUUACGUUAGAUGAAGAAUUAUGCCCAAGCGUUUUAGUCGGCAAGAACGGAAACAUAGACAAGCAAAUUAGUCCCACCUCUCCACUUACAAAGGGCAUGUGUCUAGAAGCAGUAAAUGCAAAGCCUGUUUGUGUUCUGUCAUCUGGAUUUUAUAAAGUGUGUGCAACCUGUUCGCAUAUUUUACCAAGUUCGCUUUUCAAAGAUUCCUUUAUCCCCCGAAGAAGCCCAAGCAGACACUCAGAGUCACUUCAAAUCGAAACUAGUUUUUUCGAGUUUAUAUUGAUGCAUAUGCUGACAAGCGUGCUCGUGGCUUACCCACUGUCCAUAUUACUAGAACGCGGAAAACUUGUCUUCGAUUUUAUGCUUACCAUUUAUGGGGUUUACUUUCUAUUCACCGAUAUCACGUUACACCAUGUGAUGGGUGGUGGGCUUUAUUGGUGGUUCGCUGUGUCAUGUGGAAUGACAGUUUUGUAUAGUUGCACGUGGUGGAUUUGCCGUCGUCGUGAAUUGCAAGUAAUACCUGUUAGCCAAAUUAAUGUGGAAAUGAUUAUGAUACCUCCAUCGGAUGGAACAUCGUCUCAAGAGUGUUUUAGAGGAGGUGAGGGUUUGAAUUAUUGCAAGGACAAGUUCAAUAACGUGACACAGACAGCAGAUCUUUUUACAGCCCAUAACGAGAAUAACUCCAUCGGAGAGACAGUUGCAUUACCUAUUUCAGAUAGUAGGUGCAAAGACGAAUAAAAAAAAAAUCUAUUUAGUAAUGGUGGUGGUGAGGUAAUCUAAAGGGAUACCUAUAGAUCCGAAGCAUAUAUUUCCUUUACUAAUUUUUUAUUGUUCCUUUUAAUUAUCCCUUCUCUGAAGAGACUCAUGCUUGAAGAAAAGUGAAUCUACACUAUUUGAACUUGAGGGAUUCAUAGUCCUGUUCCUUGUCUCUGUUGAACAUAAUAGAUUAUCCAUGUUCUAUUCACAUAGCAUUUAUUUAAUAUUUCAUCAAAAAAAAAUACAAUGCAGCCUUGAAUGAAAGGGAU
Phytomonas sp. Hart1 is the source of this 1267-nucleotide messenger RNA. Lineage: Eukaryota; Euglenozoa; Kinetoplastea; Trypanosomatida; Trypanosomatidae. The record is from the annotation of a GenBank genome assembly.